UUUUGAAAUCCGUCUUUCGGAUUCGAAAUUUCCUUUUAACUUUUCUUACUUCAUUUCAUUCUACGAAUUUUAGCUGUAAUUGUUUUAAAACACACGGAGCACUAACUUACAGAAAAUAUGUAGUAGGAAUGACCGAAAUCAGACGCAUAAAGACAACAGACUUCUGUAAACGAGAUCAGUGCGAGUGUUUUAGUUUGGUGUUUUCGCUCGUCCAGGGUUGUGGAUGGAGCUGGAUUGAUCUCUAGACAUCAUAAAUGUGAUAAGUUCGUGUGUGUUUUUUUAGGAUUAUUGAUUUCUCCUCACUAAAUCACUCAACUGUAGUAAAAACAUGGAUGUGAAUAUGGUGAGUUUCCGUUUGCCUGGGCAUGGAGACACCGCCCUGAGUAACAUGAACUUCCUGCGGACACAGCAGCACUUCUGUGAUGUUACCAUUGUGGCGGGAGGCAGGCGCAUGUUCAGGGGUCACAAGGUCGUACUGGCUGCUUGCUCUGCAUUUCUCAGGGACCAGUUUCUUCUGAACCCCUCAUCAGAGCUACAGCAGGUGUCAAUGUUGCACAGCUCAGCGGUGGUAUGUGAGCUCCUCCAGUCCUGUUACACAGGGAUGCUGCAGUUCAGUGCCAAAGAGAUUGUGAACUACCUGACUGCAGCCAGCUACCUGCAGAUGGAGCAUGUGGUGGAGAAAUGCAGAGGAGCCCUGAGCCAGUACAUGCAGCCCCGGAGUCGCAGCCCCAUUACUGUGAAAUCAGAAGACCCUCAGUCUAUGCCAGUGAUUGUCAGUGGAAGUACCCAUUCAUUGGGAUCCAUUUCUUCCCCUUCUGAUACCGCGUCACUGCAUCCUCACAGUUCAGGAAAGGAGCUCCAGGCUGCCGAUGCCGAACUCUCCAACAUCCCUCACAAAGAAGACAGCGAUUUGACCAUACACCGUAUUAAAGGAUCAGAUGCAUCUGGUCAUUUCGAGGGAGAGGACGGGCCUGAGAGUGAUGUCUUUCAGGUGCAGAUCAACGAUGAACAUCAGGACCCAGAGAAGACCUCUGGUGCUGAGGAGGAAGACAGAGAAGCUGUUGUUGUGUUGGAUGACCACGGUCAGCUGGACGCAGAUAUAGAGGAGCCCAAUAUGGAAGGGCGAGCCAAAGGCAACGGCAUCAGAGGGGCGGGUCGCAUGUGGAGACGACGGCACGGAGAGCACAGGGGAGGCAGAGGAAGAGGCUUUAAACACAGGAAGCGAUACACUUUCAAGGAUCGCAAGCUCUUGGGUAACUACCAGGAAGCUUGGCGGUUCCCAACCCCUGAUGAGAUCAUGGGCAAUUUUGGAGCAGACUUUGGGGCUGAUUACCUGUCUAAUCAGCAUCUCGCAGAUGGUACCAUCCGCAUUGAGUACAGGCCUGGAGAGGGACAAGGAGAAGAGAUUGGCCCUGAUGGAGGUCCUGCACACUUUGGUGUGGAAGCUUCCAGCGGGGAAGAGGGAAUGGGAGUCGGGACACAUACAAAUGAACACGGAGCUGCUGACGAGUCUGUGGCAGUGGUGGGAUCCACGUCCUGUGUAGCGGGACCAGUGGUGUGCGAGCAGUGCGGACUAGCGUUUUCCUCAACGCAGGAUUUAGCCAUGCAUUCCCUGUCAACACACCGGCUGUACGUGUGUCCAUGCUGCGGGAAGCACUUUAGCCACUCCAGUAACCUCAAUCGCCACAUGAUCGUCCACCGUGGAGUUUCCAAGCUCCACUGCUGCCCCCUGUGCCACAAGACCUUCACUCAGAAGUCAACACUGUGCGACCACAUGAACCUGCACAGUGGAGAGCGCCCGCAUGUGUGCGCGUACUGCCAUGUCAGCUUUGCCCACAAGCCUGCUCUACGCCGUCACCUGAAGGAGCAACACGGGAGAACCACGGCCCAAAAUUAUCUGGAAAUGCAGCGAAACAAUGAGGGUGGUGCUGGGGACGGGGUUUAGAUCACAUUUAAAAUGUGUCAAUGAAAUCAGAAUUAACCCUAUUUACUUUCUUAAUACACAUUUCUAGGUUUAUUGUGCACAAUUUAUCAGUGCACAUUAGGUUAAAAUGUACGUCUUUGUAAUCAGUAUGUAAUAACCAUAUCGUUGCUUCAAAAUGAUUCAGAAUUGUCAAUGUGCAGGCCGAACACUGCCAAAGCAUUUGAGCCUGGAAAGAAUGAAUAACUUCAUACUCUCUCAUAGCAACAGUUCAUCCAAUAGUGAAAAUUAUAUAAAGCCCCAUUCAGACUACACAAUUUUAGACCGAUUUUGGCACGUUUUGCUUGACCUAGGGUAUCGUGGGGAUUCGUAUAUGACAAUGGGUGUCGGGACGCAAGAUUCAAUCUCAUGUAGUGUGUCAUAGUGCACGACAACCAAUGCCAUGUCUGCGACGCUUCACGGCAUCAACACAGAAAGUCAAGCAUGUUUGUUUUUUAUUUUUAUUUUUUCUGUCGUCCACGACAAGUUCCGUCACAGCUAUGACACAGGCCAAUAGGAGCACAGAAGCGCCUUCGUACAUGCUUUCAAACAUGCCGAAGCAAAAGAGAGAACGAUAUCAGUCCUCCUAGGUGUAAUUUUACAAUGGAGGAAAUGUUCGUGGAGCUAUGGCAAUAAUACUCCUGCAUUUAUGAUGUUUUUUUGAGGGAUUACCGCGACUAUUUUACCUCAGUUCUCUUUGCAGUCCUCUUCAUGCAAUCCAGAUUUGUGUUCACUGUCAGGUUUUCUUUCUUUUUGGUCUUUUCUGACGACGAGACAGGGCAGAACAUGCUGUUUGCUAGCCAUUGUUUGUUUACGCUCAUGUCACCACCUGACUAGUCCCACGCUAUCGAUGACAGCACGCACGUCGUUAAAGACGGCAAGCGAAUAAUGUUCAGGUAGAAAUGUGUAGUCUGACAUGUUUCUUGUUCACGACACAACAAGAUUUUAGGAGUCAAAAUCGUGUAAUCUGGCACAGUGACUGUCGUAACCGUCAAAACAAUUGUGUAGUCUGAACCGGGCUUAAUUUUCUCACCCUCGUGUCAUUUCAAACCUGAAACACAAAACAAGUCUUUGUCUGAAUUUUUCAAGUCAGUAUAAGCUUUUUUACCGUCGGGCCGAACCAUUUCAUUCCAUGCUGAUCUGGCCCAGCUGGUAUGGUUUCAUUUUCCACUGUGGGCCUGACAAUAGAGCUCGUAAUGCAAAUGUGUCAGUCAUUGUCUUGGUAAUGCAAGUGUUUACAUGUGGUAUGAGAUAGAUAGCGACCGUGCUAUGGAGGAUGAUCAGAUAUUUCCUUUUACUUCACUCAAAUAGUGUGCUUGGCCAGCUACAGAGAGAAUCUAGCAGCCAGAAUCAGACAACAAACAAGUGACCCAUCCUGAGUGGUGACGUCACUACACUCAUUCUACCAACACGGUUCGGCUCAAGUGGAAAUCUAACUGUAACCAUUCCUUACUGUUCUUAGAACCAUUCAACCUGACAGUGGUAAAGCGGUUAAUGAUGUUGUUUAAACUUCAGCGUUCUUCAAAACAUCUUCAUUUGUAAAGAUGACAGAAUUUCCCCUCUUUAUACCACAUAAAAGCACAAAUACUACAGUUUUCUGUUUUUCUUUACAGGUUAAGUCUUUUACUACAAGCGAGCAGACAAUAAUGGAUGCCAAGUGAAGGUCUAGCAUAUCUAUGGCUUUUAAGAGUGAUAAAUGUUAAUACAAACAAAACAAAAUAUGUUCAUGAAUUAGUACUGUGGCGUGAUGAGGAAAGUAAGAAAACAUGUCUGUCAUUUUUGUUGUAGUGCAACUUUAGUGUCCGUAUGUUACUAAUUCAACAAAGCCGUAUUAAAAAGAUUUUGUCCCAACUGUAAUUUUUUUUUUGUUGUGAAUUAAUAUUACAUUGCCAGGACAUUGCAACUGAAAACACAAAAAAAGCUAUUUGGUCAAGCAAUACACCUAACAGGAUGGUCAGGACACUGUAAUCCAAAAAAAGUAACGCCCUAACAGAAAUGACUUGAUCCCGACAAUAAUUCCUUUAAUUGCUUUGAAUUUUUUUAGUUAGAUUUGAUAAUGUUGCUGUUUUAAAAGGGCAUGCCUCUGAAUUUGUAUGCGGCCGAUGCAGCAUAUGCUAAAUGGGGGGCCAGGCUGGAUGGGUGAUGGAAAAAAAGUCUAUAUAGAUAUAUGCUGUUGUUACCUUGGGGAGCCAUUUCUGUCUAAUCUAACCCUCAAAUUUAAUUUAUUCACUGUAUCCUGUAU
This is a messenger RNA of Onychostoma macrolepis, 4202 nucleotides long. RefSeq names its product zinc finger and BTB domain containing 12, tandem duplicate 2 (gene zbtb12.2). The record is from RefSeq and is a predicted model, not a curated record. Gene Ontology annotation, biological process: regulation of transcription by RNA polymerase II. Gene Ontology annotation, cellular component: nucleus. Gene Ontology annotation, molecular function: protein binding; RNA polymerase II cis-regulatory region sequence-specific DNA binding; DNA-binding transcription factor activity, RNA polymerase II-specific. The transcript has 5 exons. NCBI's taxonomy places the organism in Eukaryota, Metazoa, Chordata, Actinopteri, Cypriniformes, Cyprinidae. Bases 329 to 1945 code for a protein of 538 amino acids.